CGACAAUUAUUUUUACUCUGAUAAAUGUAUUCGAAACAGAACCCCCUAAUGCUGUUUCUUCUCAAACACAUAUUUAAAUAAUACUAUAGUAUUAUUGUUGGGUUAUUUGUUUACAUGCACAGCAGCGUGAGCAUCUGAGCUUUCCCCUCUCUCGCGAGCUCUCCGUUGUACUCCCUUUCGCACCAACACCUUUGGCUUAGCGUUCUGCUGAUCUCUCUGCAAUAAAGUCGCUCAUUACCAUUUGCUUUCUCGUUCGCUACGAAUAUCGUUGAUAUUCGCUGUAAAGUAACCUCGUCUUUUAAUUGCUCAAAAACAGCUAUUAUUAGCUCAACAUUUGGUGACCGUUGGUCGCGAUUUAUGCAUAAACAAUAAAUAGUGCAAAUCCUGCCAACUUUAACCCAUCAAUUAAUUCGCUAUUGCAUUAUUCAGACAAAUUAAAUACAGUGAACAUUGAAAAUAACUCCGUUGGUUACCCAAGAUUGCAUAUACGAAUAACGAAAGCUGCAGCUAAUGAACUGAAUUUUGAGAUGUUGUUGCCAUGGCUGCUAAAAAUUCUGGAAAUUCUGAUUCAGGGGGACAUUUUUGAAGCGCAAAGCGACUGCAAUAUAUAAUAGAGUGGAACGAUUAGCAGUUUCUUUAUCAAGUUAUUCGAUAACAUCAUUUGACGAUUCCAUUCAUCAUGUAAGUUUGAAGCUAAUCGAUGAACUAAAACCAACAUUUCGAAAAAUUCUGAACGAACUUGAAUAGAUUGAUUUGGAUGAAAUUGAAAGCGAUUUGAGUGAGAAAUUUGAUGAUGUUCUCGUAACGCUUCCAAGCCCACUCAACUUUUGCUGAGGCUAUUUCUUCAUGUGAUUGUGGCCAUCAGCAGCGUUCACUUCGUCAUAGGGCACCUCCCCUGUCUCCUAUUUACCUUCCGAAAUUCCCUGGAGGCUAUGCCAACUGGAGGCUAUGCUAACUGGCUAGACUUCUAUUCUAUGUUUACGACGAUAAUUUAUAUCCAUCCUGACCUCAUAAGCAAUAAAAAGCGGCAGCAUCUGUCUGCAGCAUCAUGUCUGAUGGACACUGCGCUGGUAACCAUUCGCCGCUCACUGAACAUUUCUGAUGGCAACUAUGCCAUAUUCCAAGCACACGUUACUGAGAUUCUGGGGCUAAGGGCAAUGCAGAUUGGUUCCGUUUCAAUGCUUCGUGAGCUGUCGGAUAAAUUCAACGCUCAUAUUGGUGCGCUAAAUGGAAUGGGCUCAACGGAACAAAUCGCUGGAUGCAUUAUCGCCCAAGUACUUGUCCAAAAGCUGGAUCCGGCGAGGCAGGCGAAAUGGGAGGAGCAUUGGGAGGACCCAGUGUUCAAAAAUGCAAAUCCGACGUGGGAAUUCAUGGCAUCGUUUCUGAAGCAGCGAUGCAGGUCGCUGGAGAACAUGGAGUUCGCCAUGGCAAGCUUUGCAACAGGCAGUCAGGUGGGAUGUAAUAGAACAUCUGUUUUCCGUAGGUCCGCUCCUCUUGCCACAAGCCGUCUACAAUGCUUCUGGGCACUCCAUUCAUCACUGCCAAAGCUUUAAGAACCUGUACCCAGCCAAUCGAUUGCAAUAAGGAAAGAGACUGGCCCUUUGUUUAAAAUGCCUCAAGACUGGGCAUCAAGUGAGCCAAUGCAAAUACAGGAAUUGCUUAGUUUCAAGUUUAUGCUCCUCUGCCUUUGACUAUAGAUUUGAUGACUAUCACAAUAAUAACAUAGAGCGGUAGCAGGGUAUUGCUGUUGAGCUUUUAUGUGCCACAGCUGUCCAGUGUUAUUUAUGUGACACAGCUGUCCAGUGUUAUUUAUAUGCAACGCUUCCAGUGCUUCGAUAAAUAGAACCACAAGUAUUUCUUUUUAGUUUAUACGUGGUCGGCAUUAGUAAAGCUACACAGCGCUUUAUUUCCUGAUUUACCUUUAUUAAAUUAAAGGUUGGUUAAAUUAAAGAUUGCUCAUAUUAACAAUUUUUUUCUUAUCGCAUGAUAAGGGUGACACAUGACGCUCCAUACACCGCAUCUCACAUUUGCCAUAUAGACAAAG
Drosophila simulans is the source of this 2044-nucleotide messenger RNA. RefSeq lists its product as uncharacterized. NCBI's taxonomy places the organism in Eukaryota, Metazoa, Arthropoda, Insecta, Diptera, Drosophilidae. The transcript has a single exon. The record is from RefSeq and is a predicted model, not a curated record. Bases 933 to 1553 code for a protein of 206 amino acids.